AUGAGCCUUCGAAUCGAGAGCAUGGUCAAUGUACUCACAUGUGACGAGUUGGGUGUCGUUUGCCAGGGCUUUCACCAUGUGAACCCGUGGGGGAUAUCCCCACGGUCAUAUGGGUGCCACAGGAAACAUGCAGUCCGGCAGGUUGCUGAGGAGUUGCACAGCGCAUGUGCAGAUCUCCAGGACGCCUUCCAGCUGCUUUCCGCGGCACAUGUGCUUGGAAGCCUGUUCGCCAACAAGUCUUUUCGCCAGGCAGGCUCCUCUCGCACACUGAAUGAGGGGUGGGUGUUGAUACCACAUCCACCAGUAGAUCCUCCAGUAGCCGCAGAACACGGGGAGCAUGACGCUCAGCCUAUGGUAAUUCAGGAUUGUGAUCAUGCAGAGCCACCAGCGAUUAUUCAUCCGAUUGAGGCCUCCCAGCUUGCCAGUGAGAUGCAGGCCGGCCUCAUCGAGCGCUUGGUUGCAAGGGAGCAGGCGCCGGACCAUCAUGACCAGAUCAUCGUCGGCCAAGUGAACCGAAACUCAGCGGCGCUUUGGGAUCAGCUUCUCCAGGGGCCCUCCCUACGACGCUGCCUUGAUGCGCUGGUUGAGUCGGGCCAUGACAUCCGGACACCUCGCGGCACCUUGGUGUUGGUUCACCCCUGGCAGUAUGAGAACGUGAUGCGGGCAGUGGCGGCAGAGAACCUGACCCGCUCUCACAUAGUCUUUUCCAAGAGCUUCGAGUACCUUCUUGCAGAGAGCUUUGACCGUGUGAGGGGGGCGGGCGCCUGGAAUAAAAGCCAGCGGCCCUUGCACAUAAGCGAAGUCGGCAGCUCCUCCACGGAGCCGGGGUCAAUUGGGACCAUUAUUUCUUCUGAACUUGAGGGUCGGAUAGAAGUGAUGCGCACGUUUCUUGUUUGGAAUCCUCUUCCUGACGAGGGGCCUGCAAUCACGGCCUCGACCACGGAUGCAGAUUCCAGAUUGGGGGCCAACCCCCGCCGCGCAGUUCAUCGUGCUUCCGCAGGUCAGUAG
Molecule: messenger RNA, 1008 nt
Organism: Symbiodinium sp. CCMP2592
Lineage: Eukaryota; Dinophyceae; Suessiales; Symbiodiniaceae
Source: the annotation of a GenBank genome assembly